This is a messenger RNA of Aspergillus alliaceus, 1248 nucleotides long. RefSeq lists its product as uncharacterized. The record is from RefSeq and is a predicted model, not a curated record. Gene Ontology annotation, biological process: nucleoside metabolic process. The transcript is spliced from 4 exons. NCBI's taxonomy places the organism in Eukaryota, Fungi, Ascomycota, Eurotiomycetes, Eurotiales, Aspergillaceae. The coding region runs from base 1 to 1248 and encodes 415 amino acids. Gene Ontology annotation, molecular function: catalytic activity; protein binding.
AUGCCGAGUAGUCUCUGGAGGGUAUCAAGAAGAAGUUUGAGGGGCCUAGGCUGUGCGUCACUGGAGGGCUAUAUAGAAGGCAAGAAGCUGUUGAUGGGUGAGAACGAGUUUGAACGUAUGGCUGGCUUUACAACAGAGCAUGUGGGAUGGACGAAGGCUCUCCUGGAGCGGACUGUGACAUUCGCUCUAUGUGUCCGUGUCAUUAAGGAUGCCCUCUUCAGAGACAAGCUCAAUAAGGAUCUUGGAGGUCAUGUUCUUUGUGUUGAGGUGGGAGCAGCUGGACUAAUGAACGAUUUUCCAUGCAUCGUCAUCGGGGGCAUUUGUGACUACGCGGAUUCUCACAAGAAUAAGAAUUGGCAAGGGCAUGCUACUGCUGUGGCUGCAGCGACCGCUAAAGAACUACUUUCUCUAGUCCCAGACCCAAGCGUUCUUACUUUUAUUGAAGGACCAACGGAAUCAUUCAAAAUCAGCUUCAGCUUGGGUGAAAUACCGGAGGCCGAGUGCUUCGUCGGCAGAGAUGAGGAGCUAGCAGAGGUGGUCAGGCAACUUCGAGACUGUGAAAUGCAUCCCAAGUCUGAUAUUGCACGGCCUAUGCGUUUCGAUCCGAUAAACUCAAUUGGCAAGCUCUUCAAAGAUAUCAGCAAGCUCAGUGAGGCAGAGGAGUUGUUGAAAAUAGUUUUAGAUGCCUACGAAACAAGCCCAAUGUUCGGUCCUAUCCACAUAUCCACCCUUGCUUCGCUACACAACUUGGUCAACCUGUACAGAGUACAGGGAAAGGUAGAGAAAUCUAAGGACACGUACACUCGCGCUCUACAGGGGUAUCGGAAGUUAUCCCUGCAGGAUACUCACCCACUGCUUACAAUAGCUCACAAUCUGGGCAUUGUGUGCCGGAAAUUGAAGAAAUUCGAGCAGUCAGAGAGUAUGUACUUGCUAGCACUGCAAGCGAAAAGGACUAGGUUUGGCAAGGAUCAUAUUUCAACGCUCAACACAAAGGAUGAUUUGGGGCUUCUGCGCCUUGAGCAAAAGAGGAUUAACGAGGCGGAAGAGUUGUUCCAGCGGGCCCUAAAAGGAUAUGCGGAUAAAUACGGGUGGCCCAACAGACCUAGCCCCAGCGUCUUGGUGACCAACAUCCUGGGUCUUAACGAUCACCCAUCGAGUCACUGUGAUUUAGCGGUCCUCACCCAUAAAGCAGCAACCUACAAGAGGCUCAUCCUCCGCAACAAUACCAUUCCUCAAGAGAAUCGCUGA